Messenger RNA from Angiostrongylus costaricensis, 267 nucleotides. The record is from the annotation of a GenBank genome assembly. Lineage: Eukaryota; Metazoa; Nematoda; Chromadorea; Rhabditida; Metastrongylidae.
AUGUUACAAUAUCGAAUAUAUCUGUACUGCAGUGAACGUUCUCUUGAUCUUCGGCUGGAGCUACAGAACAACUCACAAUCUUUAGUGUUCUGUUCCGUUAGUGGAGUGUCUUUGGGUCAAGUACCACCAAACGGCAGCGUUUCAUUCAGCGUGGAAAUUUUGCCGGUUUCAAUAGGAUUUCAGUCAAUCUCAGGGCUUCGAAUAGUCGACUCAUUUUCGAAACGAGCGUACGAUCAUGAUGAUGUUGCGCAAGUAUUUGUUAUGUGA